AACCUUACAAACUAGAGAAAAUGGCAAGUAAAGGGAUUUUAAGGAAUUUAAAUAAUUAUAACAGGUUUUGUCUAUUUUCAAACAUAAACAGACCUUUAUCAUCAGGCAAGAUAAUUUAUAAUAAAUCAGCAUCUUCUGGUAAUUCUAUUCCAAAUGUACCUGGCCUUUCAGACAAUUGUGUAAAAAUACCCAAUUCACCUGUAGGUCCUGGAGCUGCAAAAAAUACUGGGUAUAAGAAUCCAGAAUACUUUUGUUAUGACAAAAACAGUUACUUUGAAGCUGAGGUAGAAAUGUUAGAACAUCGCUGUCCCCAACCAUCUGUACAUGUACCAUACUAUCCUAGCUCUAAAUAGAUUAUAUAUAAUUAAAAUUUAUGUUUUAGAAUGGUAAAUAAACAAUUUUAUUAUUU
Messenger RNA from Diabrotica balteata, 409 nucleotides. The record is from the annotation of a GenBank genome assembly. Lineage: Eukaryota; Metazoa; Arthropoda; Insecta; Coleoptera; Chrysomelidae.